Cuscuta campestris is the source of this 926-nucleotide messenger RNA. The record is from the annotation of a GenBank genome assembly. Lineage: Eukaryota; Viridiplantae; Streptophyta; Magnoliopsida; Solanales; Convolvulaceae.
GUGGGCGGGGUAGGGAGGGGGUGUGGGGCGUGGGCCUAGGAGACCCGGGUUAGGGUUGGGGUAGGGUGAGUUCCAGGUAUUGUUGGCAUCGUGAGGUUGUCGUUGCCUUGAGCCGUUUUGAUGUCCGCGACCUCGACCCCGAUUUCCGCCGCCACGUCCUUGUCCUCGUCCGUAGCCUCCACGCUGUCCGGGGUUGCCUUCACCGUAGAUGGAGCCGCCAUGCUGUCCGCCAUAGCUGCCGGGAGUACCGCCGUGAGUGCCGCCGGUGCGGUUGGACGUUUGGGACUGAAGGUCCGCAGGAAGCCCCCGAAGCAUUUGGAGAACAAGCUGGUGUUGAGAGACAGGAGCAUCAACAUCAUCGAGCCAAUCCGCGAGAUUCUGAAGCUGUUGGCAAUAUGCUGCCAUGGUAGAGUUUCCCUUGAUGGUAGUAUUUUGAGGCCAUUUGGACGCAUUGAGAACAAUUUCAAGAACGGAAAAUAAACAUGGAAAUUUGGGACCAAAAUAAAUGGAAGAGAUUUGAAGAAAUGAAAGAAAUAAAUUUAAAAAUGAAAAGAAUGGAGCUGGGUUUCGAACUCUGGACUUGAGGGUGUUGGAAAUGGAGCUUUGACCGCUUUGACCAUUGCUCCACAACUGAUUGUUCGGCAUAUCACUGGCGGACAACGAUUAUGUUCUCGCUUUGAAUCGGCCCAUGAAUUGAGAGAGAAAAAUGACAAAACAGUGAACGAUACCUAGGUACCGGACGGACGAUAGGCCCUACCACCUGGUCUGUAGUCGGCUACCAUGGUGAUCUUACCGGAAGGUUUCAUUUGAUUCGAACGACUCCAUGUGAGCAUGACGGUAAGCAUGUGCCUUCAGUUCUGAUAGGCCGCUAUUUGAUAUGUUGGUGAAUAAUGAAUUGAGAUUUGAACUAAAUUAAUCUUAUUGGU